Molecule: messenger RNA, 6892 nt
Organism: Coregonus sp. 'balchen'
Lineage: Eukaryota; Metazoa; Chordata; Actinopteri; Salmoniformes; Salmonidae
Source: the annotation of a GenBank genome assembly
GCAACACAUUUUGUUAGUGUAAAAGUACCCUAAAUGUUUUCAUGACAGACUUUAACUGAUUCUCUCCUGCCUCCCCAAAGCUAUGUCUAUUUCAACUUCUUCUCUGAAAGGCUCAACAGGUAAGAUCAAGUUCUGUUAAUCUAUUACAGCCUAAUGAUGCUGUAAUGUGAGAUGCAAGUCACAAUAUUGUCUGAUUCUUAUUAACAGGGUUUGGUUUGAGGCUUGAAUUUCAGGGGAACGUUAUUUUAUGGUUUCAUUGUUUCCAACAGAGAUAUCCCAAUUGAUGAGGACCAGAAGAGCACCAGGUUAGUUGAGAUAAACUGAGAAAUUCCCCAACAAGUCAUGGUACUUGGUACUUUUAAAGGUAGGAUGGUACUUUUAAAGUUAGGAUGUUAGGAUUUUUGUAGUUUUGUUCUGUCACAAGAUAGUCCAUAGAAUUGCGGUAAACAGCGCCACAUUCAGGCAGAAAACUGAAUGUUCUAUUCUCAGCUAGGCCCAUCUUUUUGAGCAAAAUAAGUGAUCACAAGAAAAUCCUAACAAUCAGGUAAAGAGCGCCACAGUCAGGCAGAAAAAUCUGAAUGUUCUAUCAUAAAGUGAUAACAAUUAGUUUCCAUGGCUGAUAUGGCUGCCAGGGAGUUCACAGAGUUUCAUAACAUUCAGGGCUCAUUCCUGAAGACCAAGGGCUGAGGGGUGUGUUGGUCCAAGAAAAAAGGGCCUUUUAUAAAAUAAUUUCUUGCAAUUUUACGUAAUGUUACAUGACUGGAGACAUUAAAAUAAUAUUUAUUUAUAUCACACAAAUUAUCAAAAUGACAAGCUACUCUGACAUUUACAUGCUGUGAUCAAUAGAAAGAACGACCCAUGUCUUAAAUGCAACCAAUAGCAUAGGCCAAUGAAAAUAGUGGAUACACAGAUCUUAGGCCUACAAUAAUAAGGAGGAAAUUAUAGUCCAUCAACUUUCCAGUGGCACUCACCUAUUCAAAAAGAUUUUUCCCGCAAUUGUAUUUUGAAAUAUUGCCCAAAUACCUUCUAGCUGCUGCCUACUGUUCAUUGACAGCCACAACUCAACAAUCAGCUGUUUUAUAUUUGAGGCGCGGGCUGCAUUGGCUGCUACUUAGAAAUACUAUAACAGUAAAUGUAUAGAUAACAUUCACUUCUAUAAACCUCCAAAAUAAUCGCAUAGUUUUAACAGACCCACCACAGAUCAAAGAAAUCUCUGUGUGAAAAGGCGUUCCAUGGUCUGUUUUGUCAACGAACUCAAAGACAAAAUUCAAAGAAGUCAAAGAUGAAAUUAACUGCAAUACACUGGUCUCAAAUAUAUUAGCAUAACUAGGCUACACAGAACCAUUGUAAAAUUAUAGGCUUUUUCUCGUAUUAAAUCCAUUGGUGUAAAAUACUUAAGUAAAAUUACUUUAAAGUACUACUUAAUUAGUUUUUUUGGGUAUCUGUACUUUACUAUUUAUAUUUUUGACAACUUUUACUUUAACUUCACUACAUUCCUAAAGAAAAUAAUGUACUUUUUACUCCAAACAUUUUCCCUGACACCCAAAACUAUUAGUUACAUUUUUUAUGCUUAACAGGACAGGAAAAUGGUCCAAUUCAUGCACUUAUCAAGAGAACAUCCGUGGUCAUCCCUACUGCCUCUGAUCUGGAAGACUCACUAAACACCUGCUCGUCGAACAUCUCAUUUCAAAAUCAUGGGCAUUAAUAUGGAGUUGGUCCCCCCUUUGCUGCUAUAACAGACUCCCCUCUUCUGGGAAGGCUUUCCACUAGAUGUUGGAACAUUGCGUCCGUUCAGCCACAAGAGCAUUACUGAGGUCGGCACUGAUAUUGGGCGGUUAGGCCUGGCUCGCAGUCAGCGUUCCAAUUCAUCCCAAUGGUGUUCGAUGGGGUUGAGGUUAGGACUCUGUGCAGGCCAGUCAAGUUCUAACUCAACGAUCUCGACAUACCAUGUCUGUAAGGACCUCGCUUUGUGCACAGUGGCAUUGUCAUGCUGAAACAAUACAAGGCCUUCCCAAAAUUGUUGCCACAAAGUUGGAAGCACAGAAUCGUCUAGAAUGUCAUUGUAUGCUCUAGCGUUAAGAUUUCCCUUCUCUGGAUUUAAAGGAACCAGCCCAAAUCAUGAAAAUCCGCCCUAGACCAUUAUUCCUCCUCCACCAAACAUUACAGUUGGCACUAUGCAUUUGGGCAGGUAGCGUUUUCCUGGCAACCGCCAAACCCAGAUUUGUCCGUCGGACUGCGAGAUGGUGAAGCGUGAUUCAUCACUCCAGAGAAUGCGUUUUCCAAUGGUGCUGAGCUUUACACCACUCCAGCCGUCGCUUGGCAUUGCGCAUGGUGAUCUUAGGCUUGUGUGUGGCUGCUCGGUCAUGGAAACCCAUUUCAUGAAGCUCCCGAGGAACAGGUCUUGUGCUGACGUUGCUUCCAGAGGCAGUUUGGAACCGAAGAGUGAGUGUUGCAACUGAGGACAGACGAUUUUUACGUUCUUCAGCACUCGGCGGUCCCGUUCUGUGAGCUUGUGUGGCCUAACACGUCGUAGCUGUGCCGUCGUUGCUCCUAGACUUUUCCACUUCACAAUAACAGCACUUACAGUUGACCAGGGCAGCUCUAGCAGGGAAAAGUCAGCAACAGGUGUGGCUGAAAUAGCCAAAUCCACUAAUUUGAAGGGGUGUCCACAAGGUAACUUCGAAUGUAAACUACAUCAAACCACAUCCACUGCGCGCAAGCCUGUUCGCAAAACUAUGUGGAGAUAUGGGAUCAGAGCAUGACAAUGUUCUAUUUCACACCGAGGCUUGGUGGUUAUCGAGGGGGAGUGUUGGAAAGAUUUUUUGCAUUGAGAAAGGAACUGUUGUCAUUCACAGUGGAUGAAAAAUAAACAGACUUGGUUGACUUUCUGUGUAAUAAAAAGAAAAUGUCUCUCCUUGCCUAUGUGACAGAUAUAUUUGGGAAACUCAAGGGCGCAACUUUGGUUUUAUAAGUGUGGGGGACAUAAUCAUAUUUUUUUUUUUUUUUUUUUUUAUCCUGUCGGAUAAACACUCCAAUACAAAAACAUUCUACAGAUGAGUGACCGAAUCAGUGGAUUCAGAGGAAAAAAUUCAUAUUGGAGAGAGAGAGUCCUUCAAAAGCAAACCAUGCCCCCUUCCCAUCGGCUGUGCAUGUUUCUAACAGAAAACAGAAUCAGUAAGUGUCCCACACGAGUGAUGACAACUCUUGGAAAAGGCACUUUGGGACCUACUUUCCCAAUCUGUUUGACAGUUAUCCUGGCUCAGUUGACAUGGUGGUAAGUGAAAUCAAACAGCUGGUCGAGCUGUCAUGUGACCGGAUGCUGCAGACAACGCAUUCACGGGUCACUACGGGGGAGUUUUGGUUCCUGACUCAAAGGGAAUACCCUGCUGUCUUCUUUAUGUCAGACUAAUUUGCGAUUGAGUGUAAUAGCCCCACAUUCAAAGUAUGUGAUUGUGAGUUGAGAAGACAAUCAGAAAUAAUGUUAGAUUGUUUUUCAAUAGCCCCAAAUAAAUAAAUAAAAAUAGGCUGAUAAUUUCAUAAUUAUUUUCAUAUGGUUGGGGUCGAGAGAAUUUUCAGAUAUCAAAAUGGGGUCGUGGGCCAAAAAGGUUUGGGAACCCCUGCACUAAUAGCUACUAUCCCACUACUAUUUAUAAUACAGUCACUACUACACUAGCCUCAAAUUGUCAACACUAACCUCUAAAAAUUUAAACUUCUAAACUCCUUCCACUAACAAAACAAUACUUUGAAGCAAGUCACACAAUUUUUCUUACUUAAAAAGUACCCUUUCUAGUUUUCUAUGAUCUUAAUUCUGUUUGUUUUCUUCUUACUAUGAUUUUCUAUUCAUACAGCCUGAGUAAGCCCAUGUUCAGGAGCAGAGAACGGAACAUGAUCUCUCUUGAAAAGUGUGUAUCUUUAUUUUACUCUACCAUAAUUAACCAUAGAAGUAUGGUGUCAUGCUGUACUGAUGAAAUCAAUCAAAUCAAUCCUACCAAAAAAAAAUCCAUAAAGGACUGGCAAUCAAUCAGAUUAGUGGUCCUUUGAUGUACAUUAUUAUUAAUUACAUAAAUGUCAUGUUUGAUUUACUGCUUGAAUUGGUGAUGGGAUACUUUAUGUGUUGAGUUUAUAGCAUGGUUGUUGGGGUAGUAGUUCUGUUAAUGUAUACUGAACAAAAAUAUAAAUCAACAUGUAAAGCGUUGGUCCCACAUUUUUCAUACACACAAAAAGCUUAUUUCUCUCAAAUGUUGUGCACAAAUUGGUUUACAUCCCUUUUAGUGAGCAUUUCUCCUUCGCCAAGAUAAUCCAUCCACCUGACAGGUGUGGCAUACCAAGAAGCUGAUUAAACAGCAUGAUCAUUACACAGGUGCACCUUGUGCUGGGGACAAUAAAAGGCCACUCUAAAAUGUGCAGUUUUGUCACACAACUCAAUGCCACAGGUGUCUCAAGCUUUGAGGGAGUGUGCAAUUAGCAUGCUGACUGCUCAAAUAUCCACCAGAGCUGUUGCCAGAGAAUUGAAUGUUCAUUUCUGUACCAUAAGCCACCUCCCACAUCGUUUUAGAGAAUUUGGCAGUACGUCCAACCGGCCUCACAACCAAAGACCACGUGUAACCAUACCAGCCCAGGACGUCCACAUCCGGCUUCUUCACCUGCGGGAUCGUCUGAGACCAGCUACCCGGACAAUUGAUGAAACUGAGGAAUAUUUCUGUCUGUAAUAAAUACCUUUUGUGGGGAAAAACUAAUUCUGAUUGGCUGUUCCUGGCUCCCUAGUGGGUGGGCCUAUGCCCUCCCAGGCCCCCCCAUAGCUGUGCCACUGCCCAGUCAUGUGAAAUCCAUAGAUUAGGGCCUAAGGAAUUUAUUUCAAUUGAUUGAUUUCCUUAUAUGAACUGUAACUCAGUAAAAUCAUUGAAAUUGUUUCAUGUUGUGCUUAUAUUUUUGUUCAGUAUAUAUUUUCUGUAGUAGUACAACUAUUACAGGUCAGUCUAUUUAAUACUACCAACAUCAGCCCAGCUCUUCAUUAUAAUUAAGUAAUUAACUACAUUUUGUUCUCCCAGGCUAUUGUACAAGCAGCCCAGUGUCUUGGUGGGGUAAGUAGCAUUUUUACCUCAUGUUAAAGUAAUAUUAGCUGACGUACUGUAGGUUUCUGACACAUCAGCGUGGGGAGCUUUGAUAUAUUACGAGGUCACAUCUGACAUUAGUGUCUGACACGUCAGUGUGAGGAGGUGUAGCCUAAAUACCACACCUUGUUUCAAGGUCCUUUAAUUGCCAGGACCAUAGUGAAAUAUUGAGAUCAUAACAUGGCUUUGGUCAGUACAACACAGUCAGGCAGGACCCUGUUCUAUUUCUCUAGACGUACUGAUGUGGUGGCAGUGACCCCAUGGUUGGCACCCAUCGUCUGGGAAGGCACCUUUGACCCUGUGAUCGUCGACAACAUCUACAAGCCCAUGAACCUCACCAUAGCAACCACAGUGUUUGCCGUUGGAAAGUGAGUACAACUUUUGCCAAAUAUUCAAAAGGGAAGUUGAACAAUCAAUACAAUUUCAACACUGCAACUAUAAGGACAUAAGUACCUGAUGUAACAUGGCAGGUAAUACAAUAUGAUGACGUUGUCAUGAUUCAUGCCUUGGAACACGUGAAGAAUUGUACUACUUCAUGUAUUAUCUGCUAGACUGUAUAUUGGUCAGAAAGUGGUAUAAUGUCCUAUGAGAAUGAUAAUGCAGUUAAGGGGAUACCUAGUCAGUUGCACAACUGAAAGCAUUCAACUAAAAUGUGUCUUCCGCAUUUAACCCAACCCCUCUGAAUCAGAUUGGUUUGGGGGGGGGGGCUGCCUUAAUCGAGAUCAUUGGCGCACGGGGAGCAGUUGUUGUUGGAGGUUAACUGCCUUGCUCAAGGGCAGAACAGCAGCUGUUUCCACCUUAGCUUGGCUCAGGGAUUCGAACCAGUGACCUUUUGGUUACUGCCCCAACAAUCUUAACCGCUAGGCUACCUGCCACCCCAUCAGUUACAGAGGAUUGCUGACAUCAAAUUAUCAGGUGUGACCUACUGCCGUUGUGUCCUUGAGCAAGGCACUAAUCCUUAUGAUAUGUAUGUCUUUAUAUACUGACAGAUACGUCAGCUUUCUCCAAGAUUUUCUGGAGACAGCAGAGAAGCACUUCAUGGUCGACUUCAACGUGCGCUACUAUGUUUUCACUGAUCGUCCACACGAUGUUCCUUCAGUGAACCUGACUCAGGGGAGACAUUUGAGUGUGAUCCAGGUCCCGGGUUCAAACCGCUGGCAGGCGAUAUCAGCCCGGAGGAUGGAAAUCAUCCAGACCACCAUCGAACGUCAGAUCAGCAGGGAGGCCGACUACAUCUUCUGUCUCGACGUGGACAGCAAGUUCCACGCUCGCUGGGGGGCCGAGUCUCUUGGAAGGCUGGUUGCAGUGUUACACCCAGGCUACUACGAGCAGACCCGUGACCACUUCCCAUACGAACGGCGUCCAGCCUCGAUGGCCUUCAUCCCCAUGGAUGAGGGAGACUACUACUAUGGCGGGGCUAUGAUCGGAGGGUUCGUGGAGGAUGUUUACACACUCACAAAGGUAUGUCGAAACCGGUUUGAGAUGGAUGCGGGGAAUUCCAUCGAGGCUGCCUGGCAGGUGGAGAGCCACCUCAACAGGUACCUGCUCUACAACAAGCCCAGCAAGGUGUUGUCUCCAGAGUACCUGUGGCAGGACUUCAAGGCCAAAACCAAAGAGGUCAAAGUCAUUCGCUUCUCAGGGGUCAUUAAAAACUAUGCUGAAGUUCGUCCCAAUGUAUAAAACUAGGAAGUGGAUAUUCGACCGGCAGAAGAAAAACUUAAUUCAGUCAUAGUUGUAAAAAUUAAUUGAGGUGAUGAUUCAGGUUAGGUUUAGGAAUGAGG